Messenger RNA from Dipodomys spectabilis (banner-tailed kangaroo rat), 1583 nucleotides. It is a transcript of the gene Gja4, whose product is annotated as gap junction protein alpha 4. The transcript has 2 exons. The record is from RefSeq and is a predicted model, not a curated record. Lineage: Eukaryota; Metazoa; Chordata; Mammalia; Rodentia; Heteromyidae. Gene Ontology annotation, biological process: cell communication. Bases 73 to 1074 code for a protein of 333 amino acids. Gene Ontology annotation, cellular component: connexin complex.
GGUCCAGCUGGGCUCCCGCGGGCGCCGCUCAGGCCUUCGUCCAGGCAGGCACGCGAGGGAGGCCUGGGAGCCAUGGGUGACUGGAGCCUCCUGGAAAAGCUGCUGGACCAGGUCCAGGAGCACUCCACAGUGGUGGGCAAGAUCUGGCUGACCGUGCUCUUCAUCUUCCGAAUCCUCAUUCUGGGCCUGGCUGGCGAGUCGGUUUGGGGCGAUGAGCGGUCUGAUUUUGAGUGUAACACUAUCCAGCCGGGCUGCACCAACGUGUGUUACGACCAGGCUUUCCCAAUCUCCCACAUCCGCUACUGGGUGCUACAGUUCCUCUUCGUCAGUACGCCCACUUUGAUCUACCUGGGCCAUGUCCUCUACCUCUCUCGGCUAGAGGAGAAACUGAGGCAGAAGGAGGGGGAGCUGCGGGCUCUGCCAUCGAAAGACCCACACGUGGAUCGGGCCCUGGCAUCUAUAGAGCGGCAGAUCGCUAAGAUCUCGGUCAGGGAAGAUGGACGCCUGCGAAUCCGUGGGGCACUGAUGGGCAGCUACAUGGUCAGCGUGGUGUGCAAGAGUGUGUUUGAGGCCGGCUUUCUCUAUGGCCAGUGGUGCCUCUACGGCUGGAUCAUGCAGCCGUUGUAUGUGUGCCACCGUGUGCCCUGCCCCCACUCCGUGGACUGCUAUGUCUCUCGCCCCACGGAGAAAACCAUCUUUAUCAUCUUCAUGCUGGUGAUGGGUCUCAUCUCCCUGGUACUCAACCUGUUGGAGCUGGCACACCUGCUACGCCACUACAUCCGGCGGGGGCUAAGGCUCUGGCACAGCAAGGAGGAGCCCACAGCGCAGGACCCAUCCUCGCACCCCUACCCUGACCAGGUCUUCUUCUACCUCCCCAUGGGCGAGGGGCCCUCCUCUCCACCAUGCCCUACCUACAACGGGCUCUCAUCCACGGAGCAAAACUGGGCCAACUUGACCACGGAGGAGAGGCUGGCCUCUUCCAAGGCCCCCCUCUUCCUCGACCCACCCCCGCAGUGCAUGGGGAAGUCCCCCAGUGGUCCCAGCGGCAGCAUUUCUAAGAUGCAGUAUGUUUAGCAGCCGGGGCGUAUGUCACUCAAGAGCGGGGUCCUGAGAAGUCUGGUGACCUUAGCUGACCCCUCCUAGGAAGCUCUGCAGGGGUGACUGGACUCUGUGUAGAUGAUUGGCUGGCGACUGCCUCAUCACAGGUUCUGGAUCCUGGCCCUCCCUGGUUGACCAGAGGGCACUUGAGGAUUCCGCCCCAGGAAGUGCCUUUGUCCCAGGCACUGAUGGAGCCAGCUCCAGUGUUCUUGGCCAAGGGUGUUACAGACCCGGUGGCUUAUUCCUCCUGAUCCAGAGGAACCCAGAGUCAACUUAUCCCAUCCCCUGAAAGAGUCUCCUCCGUUGGCCGUCCUCACAUCCUCUCCUCACAGGAAGAGAGGCUGGUGCAGGCUGCUGGGUCGGCCUGGCUGGCGCAGGUAGGACAGGCAGCCAGAAGUGUCCCAAGACAGGUGCCUUGUUUCUAUCAUUACUCCCUUGUUCUGCUGUUUGUGCUUCCAAAAUAAACAGGACUUGAUCUCGGGCCA